This is a messenger RNA of Silurus meridionalis, 670 nucleotides long. RefSeq names its product mal, T cell differentiation protein a, tandem duplicate 2 (gene mala.2). The record is from RefSeq and is a predicted model, not a curated record. Lineage: Eukaryota; Metazoa; Chordata; Actinopteri; Siluriformes; Siluridae. The transcript has 4 exons. Bases 93 to 560 code for a protein of 155 amino acids. Gene Ontology annotation, cellular component: membrane. Gene Ontology annotation, biological process: myelination. Gene Ontology annotation, molecular function: structural constituent of myelin sheath.
AAUCUUACCUGCAGACAGUAGAAGUGUGGAGACAAACAGACACACAGUCUCUCAUACACACACACACACACACACACACACACACACACACCAUGGAUAGUUCUGCAAUGUUGCCGAGUGGAAUGGCGAUCUGCUGUUCUCUGCCUGAUAUCUUAUUCCUACCUGAACUGGUGUCUGGAGGCUUGGUGUGGAUUUUAGUGGCAUGUACAUACAUCGUACCCAAUAACCCUCUGGCGUAUGUCAUGGCCGUGUCGCUCUUCUGCUUCUGCAUCACCUUCAUCUGGAUGAUGAUGUUCCUGUGUGGAGCUCAUCACAGCCGCCAGUCCUGGGCUGCUUCUGAUGUGCUGUAUCAUGGCAUUGCUUCGGUUCUGUAUCUCAGUGCUUCAGUCAUGUUGGCUUAUACCACCAUCAGCACUGGGAACACAUAUCAAAAUCAAACAACUGAUGCCCUACUGAAAACCUACAGACUGGAGAUUUCAGCCGUGGUGUUCUCCUUCAUCGCCACACUGCUGUACGUCAUUCACACCCUCUUCUCUGCUAUCCGCUGGAAGAACUUCUAAACUAAAAUGUUUAAAUAAGUGUGUGUGUGUGUGUGUGUGUGUGUGUUACAGCUGAUAAAAUGUUAGUGACUGUAAUAAUGGUUACAGCUGAGAAUAAAAGGUUAAUAAAG